AUGGUCCAAACCCCUCAACAACGUCGCGCAAAUGAGCGCUUCGCCAAACUCGAAGCUGCAAAGCGCGGUAAGCCGGAGGCCGUUGUCAAGUCGAAGCCGAAACCGAAGUCCCCCGUGCCUGUUGGUUGGGUUGUCGUCCUCGCCUUCGUCGUGUGCGGCGGGAUGCUUUUCGAGCUCGCCAGGGUGGUGCCAGAGAUCUGGGCGGCGAUUUCGGCCUUUGUAACAAAGUGGACGAGUUAA
Molecule: messenger RNA, 240 nt
Organism: Blastomyces dermatitidis ER-3
Lineage: Eukaryota; Fungi; Ascomycota; Eurotiomycetes; Onygenales; Ajellomycetaceae
Exons: 3
Coding region: 1-240 (79 amino acids)
Cellular component (GO): endoplasmic reticulum
Source: RefSeq, a predicted model, not a curated record